Molecule: messenger RNA, 463 nt
Organism: Darwinula stevensoni
Lineage: Eukaryota; Metazoa; Arthropoda; Ostracoda; Podocopida; Darwinulidae
Source: the annotation of a GenBank genome assembly
UUUUUCAUAUUAUUAGGGUGUGUGUAGAUUUUUCUGUAGAAGCAUUUGUGGAAGGAUGGGAGGAGGAGGGGAGCAUGGGCAUGGGCAUUCCCCAAUCCCCAAGGUCCCUGAUUAUAAGAGUUUCCAGGUUGGGGAUCACACCCCAGAACUCCAGAACCUUCAGAGGAUGUUGGCUUACAAAGGACUGAAGGAUCCUUGGAUCAGAAACUACGUCUGGCAGUACGACAACAAAAAGUGGGGCCCGCUGCACCUGAGGCUGUUCCGGCACACGCUCUUCCGCGGGUUCAAGUACGGGCUGGCCCUCACGGCCAUCGUCAUCGCCGGGGAGAAGCUCUGGGCCGCUGCUCAUCCGUCGGACGAGCAUCAUCAUUAGUGCUGGGUUCGACUUAUUCGACUGUUUAGUGAUUUUUCGGAGUUAAUCUCUAUAUGUGUUCUGUUGUGAAUAAAUAGAUGCUAGGAUAGA